Molecule: messenger RNA, 2229 nt
Organism: Cuscuta campestris
Lineage: Eukaryota; Viridiplantae; Streptophyta; Magnoliopsida; Solanales; Convolvulaceae
Source: the annotation of a GenBank genome assembly
CGGAUGGCCUUAGAAGUAUCAGAUAAAAUCACUCAGCAAAUCCACACAGUCGUCUUCUGGAAGAAGUUUUUCUCCGAGAGGAUAUGGCGGUUUUCACUUCAUUGCUCGCAGGAGGCCAGGCUUUUCUUCCGCAGCUCUCCACUACCGACAGCCCCGCCGCUCCUCUGUCCAUUUCCCAAUCAAUUUGUGGUCUUCCUCCGAAGAAAACCCAUCGUUUUUCUCGCUGUUCAUCUCUCGGGAAGGCAUCUCUUCUCGCCCCCAAAGUCUCUGUUUCAGGUGUGAGUGGCUCUAAUCCAGAUGGGGUUGAUCAGCGGCCUCGGGAUGAAAUCAGGUCAACCAGGGUGGGGUUCUACUACUCUUAUUUAUUGCUUGUUUAUCAAUCCAUGAUUUUUGUUUCGAUUAUCGAUGUACAUGUUUCUGGAUUAUUUUUGUUUUUAAUGAUUUCUCUUAGCCAGUUAGAGCUCAAGAAUUAGCUCAAUACAAAUAUGAAAUACAGGAUUACUCUGCUGCAUACAUGAUUACUACUUGGCUCAAGAAUUAGCCAAUCAGGGCUCUUGGGAAGGGGUUUUAGGGGGUAGGAUUUGAUCGACAAAGCUGGUAAGCAACCUAGUGUAUAGAAAACAAGAUUAUAUAAAAAAGGCACAUACAAAAAAAAAAUUGGCUUAUAAUCAAAACAAGAUUAUACGUAACCGAAGUUGUAGGGUGUGGGGGAAACAAAAAAUUGGAUUUAUAAUCAAAACAAGGUACUAUUUUUUUUCAUAUGCUAUUUCAUAUUAACUAUAAUGUGUUUAUGGGAAUUCAAUCUGUAUUUAACCUUCUCCUCUGUAGAUAACCUUAGAUGAUAUGGCAGUAGUUUCAGUUCUUUAGCAUCUCUCUGUACGCUUUCAAAUAUUAAUUUCUUGACCGUCUCCAAAGUGCUAACCAAUUAAGCAGCUCAUUGUUUGGAUCAUGAAAUGGAAAAAAUUAGAUGUUGGAACAUAAAAUUAUUUCACUAUGCCACUAUUUCUUGCAUUUGAUAUAUUUUGGGGCAUCUAACAAUUUGGUAUCACAAAGAAGUAGAGGUCUGCUGAUUGGAAGGAGGCAACAAUUCAGUUUGAAAGAGGGUUGAUUUAUGAAGGCAAGGUGGAAGGAUUUGUUAAAGGUGGUCUACGCAUCCGGUUCAAUUCCCUUGUGGGGUUUCUCCCCUUCUCAGAGCUGAGCCCCUCACAUCAGUGUAAAGAGCCAAACAAAAAUAUCCAAGAGAUCGCAAGCGGUUUGGUUGGUUGCAUCCUCCCUGUGAAGGCAAUCCAAGUUAGUGAAGAGCUGGGGAAGUUGAUAUUUUCUGAAAAGGAAGCAAUGUGGGCAAAGUUUUCUAGUCAAAUAAAAAUAGGUGAUAUUUUUGAAGGAAGAGUGCGCUUUGUUGAGGAUUUUGGUGCUUUAGUUGGCCUAAGAUUUCCGGAUGGGUUUUACCACCUUGCUGGCUUUGUUCAUGCCUCGGAAGUGUCAUGGGAUACCAUUCAUGAUGCAAGAGAUGUUUUAACAAAGGGUGAUGUAGUGAGGGUCAAAGUUCUUAAGAUAGAUAGUGAAAAAUCAAGGAUUUCCCUUUCCAUUAAACAAUUAGAGGAUGAUCCGUUGCUUGAAACACUAGACAAAGUAAUUCCCCAGGAUUCUUUGCUGUAUCCCAGCACCUCGAGUCCAAAGGAUAGUGUUCGUAUUGAACCGCUUCCCGGGAUUGGAACAAUCAUUGAAGAGCUUAUGCAAGAAGAUGGUAUACACGACGUAAAACUACGCCGUCAAGGGGUUGAGAAACGCGUCGUUUCACAAGGCCUGCAGCUCUGGAUUUCUAAUGAACCACAAGUUGGAGAAAAAUUCACUAUGCUUGCCCGGGCUGGAAGACAGGUGCAAGAAAUACAGCUUACGACGUCCCUAAAUCAAGAGGGUAUCAAAAUGGCACUGCAGCGGGUGUUGGAGCGCAUACGAUGAUUUGUGAUUAUGCUCCUUGUUGUCAAUGAAUGGAACCUCAGUUUUUUUCGCUCAAUAGCACAAAUGCGUUCUUGUAUUAUCGAUCACACUCAAAGUGUAUGCUUCGAUUGCGACAAAGAAUAGGUAAUGUGGUAAAUUGUUGAAUCGAGUUCCGUUUAUGGGUGAAUAAUAUAAUACUUAUUCCCACCCUCUUCAAUUGCACCCCUUAAAUUUAGUCGACUUUGGAGUCAAUUUGACUUCAAAGUCAACUAAAUUUAGGCAUGCCAU